Owenia fusiformis is the source of this 3707-nucleotide messenger RNA. The record is from the annotation of a GenBank genome assembly. Lineage: Eukaryota; Metazoa; Annelida; Polychaeta; Sabellida; Oweniidae.
CGAGUAGAGAUGCCAUAGCUUUAAUAGUCAAUCCCAGUACCUAUCAGUGCGUAUCACAUAUAUUUUAAUGCAUCUAAAGAGAAAAUUACGAUGAAUUGAGGACUUCCAUAUCAUCAUGUUGUGAUGAUUCUAAUUUCCGGAGUAAGCAGACUUCUAGAAUUACCAGGAACAUGAAGUACCACCUGAACCUAUAGAAAUCGGAAGCAUACGCAGCAAUGAGAGUGUCUGCUUAUGAAGAUAUGUGCAGAGUCGAUCUUACUAGGAAAACAAUGGGGCAUCAAUAAAACAGCCACUUAGACAAGACUGAAAGCAUCACUCAAAACGUUUUUGGAAUAAAUCGAUUUUCCAUGCAUUAAUUCCUAACUUUACCCUUGGUGCGACAGGAAUUACAAAUUAGACAAGAUUGCUUCUACAGCUAAUUGCUACCGGUCUGCUGGCAUCGAGAGAACAUACGGUGCAAGGUUGUAAGAUGUAAAAUGCCAAUCAGGAAGGAAGAACAUCCUAGAAAAUCUCAUUUUGUAAGAUGAUAAGCUGGUGCAAUAUCCUGCAUAAUAACAUUCAAAUAUUUGUGAGCCUCUAUUGGUUUGGCUUAAAAACAUUAUCUCUAUGCAGAGCUGCUGUGUAGCAUAAGGAACAUAAGUGAUGGAAUAGCUUAUGACACGCUAAUAUGCAGUUUUAAUGAUAAAGCAAUGUAUGUGCAACAGCGAAUUUACGGAAAACAAUGAGUCAAUCAAUGUGGCAAACGUGAAAUCGUUUUAUUCAUUAGGCUACGUGUCUCUCUGUCAUAUAUUGCUCGCAAAGCAAAGUCAACGUGACUCGUGACAUUAAUGAUGAAAAGGAAAUAUGCUGAAAGGAACUUGAAAAUAUAUAACAGGAAUUCUAUUAAAAGUAUGUUCUUGAGUAGGGUUAAAUAAGCGUCUGUUGUUUCAAUGCAAUACAGGGAAUUAAUACCGAGUAUGCAUUGGAACUUAGGCUGAUAUCUGAUAGACUAAAUGCAUUAAUAGUGGAUGAUGUGGUCGAUGGUCUCUGGGGAUGAAGUCAAGCAAAGACUGCAGUAAUAUGUUCAAGUCAUGAUGUAUCACAAUCGGCGUAUUGAUUCAGUACCUGCUUGCUAUAAUACGUGAAUAAUAUAUGCAGAUUUGUGACAUAUAAAACCACUGGCGAUGUCGAAUAGAGCAGCAGCAUUAGCAGGGACCCUUCCUGAUCACAGGAGUAGGAGUUCCCUUAAUUCAUCAAACAUGGGAGGAACGGUCCCGAAAGUCAGCUCAUGUAGGCCUCUGCACGAAGGAUACAAAGUUAUUGUUCAAUAUGUUGCCCCUGGUAUAGAUCACAGACAUUUAGUGUACGAGGGAGAACCACCGCCAAAACCAUAUAUUGCCAAUUUAGACAGUCCAUGCCCCUCUUGUUCUUCGGUUACCACAAAUAAUUCCUAUUUGAGAACCAACACGUCGGAUUAUAGCAGCAGUAUUAUUAGUGGACGUAGUAGUGUACUUGGAACCAGGGAAAGCAUUGGAAGCACUAGAAGCUCCAGGACAUUGCAAAACGACCCUUCCACGGUUUCCUCUACGCCUAAUGCUACUGCUGAAUCGCUUACUCACUCCACAGUAUUGAAACCAAACGGCUCAAAUAUCAGUAUAAAUGCAGCAAAUGAUAUCGCAUCAGCGGAGACGUCUCCAAGGCAUGAUGUUAAAAAAGGACACAAACUCAGUGCGUCGCUUCAAGGAGGAUUAAAUUCAACUCCUACAAGUCCUAGUCUACGGCGUAGUUCUGAUGAUAAAUGCAGCGAGCGAAGGUAUUCUUCUUUACCUAGACCUAUACCUGCCCAUUCACGGAUUGGGACCAAUCAGUCGAAUGACUCGGGUAGUCAUUCAGACUCGGAGAUACACGACGACCCACUGUUAAAAGCAGACACUGGGAUGAAUGGUGGCUUGAGAAAUAAACUGUUUAAUGUGUUUCUAGGUGGUCACUCACGACGCUCAUCAACUGAAGGCUCACGCUCAUCGUUAUCAUCAGCGUCUAGUGAUCAAUCACAUGACAACGAACCUGAUAUUACUCAAAUUGUACAGGAGUCUGAAGAGUAUCUCAAAGAUGAGGUUUUCAACCAAAUUCAACAACUAACAAAGGAUAUUGAAGAAGUUGGGAGUAAAGAUAUUCUAGUCAGUCCAAAAACGGAAGUUCCCAAAGACAAUAAGUUACCUGAAAAGGAAACAUAUGACAAUGUAAUUGUGGAUGAGUCACAAAACUCAUGUUCCAAAGAACAUUCUAGCAGUGGGUUGAAGCUACCAACUGUGAAUGUGGAUACAACCAUGUUACAUAAUGAGGUUGAUAAUCCACAACCCGAUGCCCUGCCUAGUAACAAUGACUCUGGUCUUUCACAAGAUGCCUCUACGCAGGAUGAAGGUGAUAAAACACCCAUUAAUGAACUUGUCUUUCCUGAAAUUGAUGACACGCCGAAACCAGAAGAGAGUUCAUCUUUACACAGAGACAUUUCUGAAACUGAACUGUACAAUAAAGUUUCAGAAGAUCAACCAAAGCCCAAAAAGAAAAAGAAGAUUAAAUUCAAACAGAAGCCAGUUGUAUUAUUAUUCGGAUGGCUUAAUGCUCCUGACAGGGCAUUGAUCAAAUAUUGCAAUCUUUACCAUGAGAGGGGCCAUGAUGUGAUUAUAAUCAAAGGUGCAAUCAACCAGUUUUUAUUACCCUCAGUUGCCAGAACAACUGCAAGGCAUCUUCUUACGUAUGUUGCUAAGAGACUGUCAAAGAACCAACCACUAAUGGUACAUGCCUUCUCCAUAGGCGCAUACCUCUUCACCGUGUGUAUGAUUGAACUGAAGGAGAAUACCAAACGCUAUGGAAGAUUGUUACGUCACAGGUUUGUAGGACAAGUAUUUGACUCUAUUGUAAUAGGGGGAACCGAGAGGAUGGUAAGAGCCGGUUCGAUAGCUGCCUCUGAUAGCUACCUAGGUAGACUGUUGGUGAGACUUAUAUUUCGGUCAUAUCUCAGCCUCACGAGCAAAUACACAUUAGAGUUCUUCGACCAGGCGGUGGAGGUUUUCAAGAGUAAUUACCUUAACCAGCCAACUCUAAUCUUCUAUUCUUUGGAUGACCCGAUGAGUUGCCCUCAAGCCAUACAGGAACUGAUAGACCUUUGGAAGAAAAAUGGGUUCGAGGUUCAGGCCAAGUAUUGGCCUUCUUCCCCGCAUGCUGCCCAUCUGCAGGCAUACCCCGAACAAUAUAAGAUCAUUCUGGAAGCCUUUAUGAUCAGCAAGUUGGAAGUGUGAUCCGUUUAUUACCAAAGCUCUUGCUUUGGAUGUCACGUCAUCUAUUCGUAAUUUCGAGGCCUCAUAUGCUGUUACAGGGGCUUCUUACUCGAAGAUCAGAGAUGAAAUAGAGAUACAUUUAUUCAAUUCUUUGACAAUGUAUGAAGUCCAUAUACCAUAUUGGCGUGAAGGAAUGCAUUACGUUUCUGUAUGUGCAUCAUGUUGACCAACAGUGGUCUAUAUUUCGUAAAAUUUUAUAUUGUUACUCGUAGUUAAGAAUUAAACUUUCAUUAUUGUUUUAGAUAUUUCUAGGAUUCUAGCAAAUUUUAACUGUUAAAAUAUGAAAUGUUAAUUUGUGUUUUGAUUCUAAUAAACCAAAGAUCUAACAUUAUAGCAUAUAAUAUAUUAUGUAAAAUAUAUUUACAAAUGUUACAUGGAAUAUCCCAUUUA